UUAGAAUGUUAUUUGAUAUUUUAAGAUGUAAAUUCAGAACUUGCUGCUAACAUGCGUCAAAAUAACCAAUCUGAUGAGAGAUGUAAGCACAGUCGAUCAUGCGUAGUUGUAUGUGGCUGCGUCUAAGCACGUGACCUCCUUUCGUCAAUCACAUUCACAUUCACGUGGUGCAACAAUUUCAUAAUUCAUUCACCAAACCCCCAGAACAAUCAACAUAUCUUGCCUUCUUCAUCUCUCUCUUACACUUGCUCUACCUUGCCAUUCUGCUUUAGCAUCAUUCUCAAUAUGGACAUCAGCUUGCAGAGCCCAACCCCACCGGUAGAAAUACUGAGUGGCUAUGUAUCGGAAGACGAAAAGACUUUGGCUCUCCAUUGCCACGAUGACACUUUCAAGGCGGCCACAGUUUUCAACGCAGAAGGGAAUCCUGUCUUUCGCGUUGAGGGCACUUCAUUUGGCAAAUCGUGGAGCUGGAGACGGAAAGUGUUCGAUGCGGCUUAUGAUCGGCACCUCUUCGACUUCCGACACGAAAACUUCGACUUCAAGAAUCGAUGGGUACUGGAGGAUAACACAGGCCGCAAGUUCGGUUCAUUUGUCCAUAAAUCACAAUUGACUACCAAUCACUCCGCCAUCGAUGCGACCGUGCGCACCACCGCGGGCGAAGAUGUUCUCGUGACCAUGCGGCCACGAGACGCAGCGGCUUUAACAGUUGCUGUCACCGUAAAUGAUACAACAAUUGCGGCCAUCGGUAAAGUUGCUGAUAAUAGGAAUACCCUGUCCCAUAAAGGAGAUAGUACCGUCUGGUCGAUUCGAGUUGCCGCUGCGACCGAUCUGACGUUGAUAGUCGCCUUGGCAUUAUGCCGUGCUGAGAUGGGGCACGUCUGGAAUCAGUGAUCGGAUGCAUAGCUGGGGUCAAACCUCUCACCCGUCCUCCCCAACUCUCCAUUUUUCACAGUUCCGCAUUGCC
This is a messenger RNA of Xylaria bambusicola, 964 nucleotides long. RefSeq lists its product as uncharacterized. The record is from RefSeq and is a predicted model, not a curated record. The transcript has 2 exons. NCBI's taxonomy places the organism in Eukaryota, Fungi, Ascomycota, Sordariomycetes, Xylariales, Xylariaceae. Bases 286 to 891 code for a protein of 201 amino acids.